This is a messenger RNA of Pisolithus orientalis, 2488 nucleotides long. Its product is annotated as heterokaryon incompatibility protein-domain-containing protein. The record is from RefSeq and is a predicted model, not a curated record. The coding region runs from base 220 to 2415 and encodes 731 amino acids. The transcript is spliced from 3 exons. Lineage: Eukaryota; Fungi; Basidiomycota; Agaricomycetes; Boletales; Pisolithaceae.
AUAUGCAGUGUCCCAUGAUGAUUGAAUUGUAUGACUGCGGCCCUCUUCACGCCCAUGACUUUUGUAAUAGAUCCUGGCUUGUCACAUAGCCACUCAGUACUACGGAUCCAGUUGUCAUGCCUGCAAGAUGAUAGCACAAGAAGGAAAAACUACUUGGUUACUAAGCGAUGAACGACAAUUUAAUAUGCCAAGACUCAGCACUCGACAUCGGUCGCGUUUAUGUAUGUAGUUGCAGAAUACUUUUUCCGCACGGCCGUCAACGCGUUCCCCGUCGAAACUGGCGCUCAAGUCCGACCUUCUACCUUACCUAGGGCCUAUGACCAGCGACCAGCCUGUCAGUCUUCCAAUUUCAUACGUUCAAGGCUCGCCGUGUGGAGUAUCGCUUGCUGGGCUCACACACCUCGAGAGAAGAUGAAGCUUUUGAACGUAGAAGUUGUGCUCGACCGGGAAAAGGAUAUCCAGCAGGCCGAAUCUGAUCCUGAGGUCCUUAAGGAGCUUGAUGACGAGGCCACACAUUAUGCCAUACUAUCACACCGCUGGGGGGUCGAGGUCACUUACAAAGAGAUGACCGGACUCACGAAGAUGGAGGAAUGGAAGAGGGACGAAGUCAGGAAGCGCUACGGCUAUCAAAAGAUCAUCAAGAGCUGCCAGCAAGCUAUGAAGGAUGGCUACAAGUGGUUGUGGAUCGAUACCUGCUGCAUCGAUAAGCGGAGCAGUUCGGAACUCUCGGAGGCUAUUAAUUCAAUGUAUCGGUGGUAUCGAAACGCACAGGUCUGCUAUGCGUACCUCAAUGACGUCCACGAGUCAGCCUUCCCUAUCGAACAAAAUAACAGCGAGCAUGAAUUUGGCAACUUUCACGGUUGGCCGGAGUGGUUUGUACGGGGCUGGACGCUACAGGAACUCAUCGCACCGAAGCGAGUUGAAUUCUUCAACAAAGACUGGGCGCCCAUUGGCAAUAAACGGCACCUUGCACCGACAUUGGAGAGGAUAACAGGUAUUCCUUUGGAAGUUCUGAGGGAUGGUCUGACUGCGAAAUGUCUCAGCGUCGCACAAAUCAUGUCGUGGGCUGCCGACCGGCAGACAUCGCGCUUGGAAGAUCGGGCGUAUUCUUUGAUGGGGCUGUUCGGAGUGAACAUGCCCAUGCUGUACGGCGAGGGCAAAAAGGCAUUCCACAGACUUCAGCUGGAAAUCAUCCGCAUAUCGGGCGAUCACAGCAUAUUCGCAUGGGACCCAUGGAAGCCACGGCCGGGCAGUGUCCUGGCAGAGGAUCCGAGCGACUUUCGGGAUUGUGUCUCUAUCAAGAAGAUGGAACCCGACGAUUUCCACAGACUAUUAAAGAAUUACAUUGAGAACAAACUUGAACUCGACGGCCUCAGAAACGACGCAGAGACACAUUGGCACAAACUCGCGGCGUUGCGUGACGCUGCGCACUCCCGGCAGUUUCGCACAUUUACUGUCAGCAACGCGGGCAUCCAAGUAUGGCUGCCCGUCAUCCCCUCUAGCGACUCCCCGUCUCUUUUCAGGGCCACAUUGGCAUGUAGCCAUGGUUCGCGUCUCGUCACAAUCGACUUGAUAUCCCCUGGGACCAGCUUUGACAGGACUUUUGGCACUACAAAAAUUCUCAGGACGUAUCCAGAGUUCAGGACACUCUAUCUAUCCCAUCAUCAAAAUGAAAUGCGCUGUGAGUUUCUCCUGGACGACAAGAAUGCCUCAUACCGUGGGUUCACCCGCUGCGGCACCUUCCCGCGCGAGUUCACAGGCGAUACUGUCGCACUUUCAUCCGUUACAAAUGAUCUCAUUGUCAUGGUCUGCGCCAACAACGAUACCAGGUCUCACUUUGCAGUUGGAAUUGGAUAUUACCUCGGCCAAGGGUGGGUGCAUGUCAUCAACGAUGAGCGCCUCGCAUCCGAAGAGGAGGACUGGAAAUCGCCAGGCUUUGCCUCGCGAAUAUACGAUCGAAUGUGGAAUGCACGUGCGGAACAUGCUCGGAGUAUGCCCAAACAAGAACAUGACUAUGGGCACUGCCACGACUACUUCAUUAAGCAUACCCAUCUCCCGCAAUCAAUUUGGUGUGCGAGAGUAAUCUGGGGUAGAUGGGAGACAGACAAUUUCAAGAUUAUGAUCGAUGUCGACCAAUGUCCUGGCUGUUGUGAUGGGCCACGUGCAUGGACAAUUACGUCUAAUGGUUGGAACGGUCUGGAUAUGCCAGGUCUCAUGAAUACAGUUCACCAUUCUUAUUCUAUGGAACUGGAUGGGUGGCUGACUCGGUUUGAUAAGUUUUCUGGUCACAGAAUUGUGGUACGUCGUGCCGCGUCUCCUUCUGCUUGGCUUGAGCCCGAGAUGAACAGUUGGGUGAUUAUGGCGACUACCUCAAUGGCAAUUUCAAACGCACUGGCAAUAUAUUCGAGGAUAUGAUGGCGCUUGGAAUCGAUCCUAUGGAGUCAGCUUACUGCCCUGUGGUUUCCUAUGUUUCCAGUGACAUAGCGUA